Colletotrichum abscissum is the source of this 747-nucleotide messenger RNA. RefSeq lists its product as uncharacterized. The coding region runs from base 1 to 747 and encodes 248 amino acids. The transcript is spliced from 4 exons. NCBI's taxonomy places the organism in Eukaryota, Fungi, Ascomycota, Sordariomycetes, Glomerellales, Glomerellaceae. The record is from RefSeq and is a predicted model, not a curated record.
AUGAGCGUCGUACCGUCAGCAACUUCGGGGACCAUGAACAGACUGCCUGGUUCCGGAAGGACAGGCGCUAUGGGCCGCACUAUCGUGGAGACCAUUGUCCGCGACGGAAUUCACAACGUAGUGAUUCUCGCCAGAACAGCCAACCCCGAGAAAGAAGCUGAAAUUGGACCCCGUAUCAUCUCCGUCGACUACUCGGAUAUCAACCAGCUCCGUAGCACACUGGAGACUUUUUCAAUCAGCACCGUUAUCUCAACGCUCACUUCGUCUCUUGGCAUAGAGUCUGAGCUCAAUCUCAUUCAAACCGCAAGCAAGUCGGUCGUGACGAGGCGAUAUAUCGCAAAUGUGGAGUCGAAGACCUGCUUCCUCAAUGGGUUUCUCUCCGACUACUUCGUUAUGCCUCGCGGAAAGUCGCAUAUGACGCCUCUAGUGGUUUUGGUCGACAUGAUGCACAACACGGCUACCGUUCCAGGCUCUGGGUCAGUUACUGUUGUUAUGGCGUACAGCUUCGACAUUGCAAAGUUUGUCGUCAUAGCUCUGGGUCUGGAUCACUGGGAGAAGGAGAUGUAUUUCAUUGGGGAUAGGUUGACUCUGACCGAGGUCGUGGCUUUGGCAGAAAAGACCAAGGGAGCCAAGUUCAGCAUUACGCACAACUCGAUGGGGAAUUGGCAAGCCGGGGAAGUCUGUGAACUUCCGGCACACAAGGAUUACUACCCUCAUUUGACCUUAGUAGCGUUUCCCUCGAUAUAA